UCGACCACGGGUAUCACCUGUCAUACCUAAACAUUCUUUCGCACUAUUUUCGGUAUCGAGACGCAGUCACAUAUUUAUAUUAUCUUUGAUCUGUGAAACCAGGUGCAAAAUGAGCGACAAAAACGUUCGUGUUCAAAUUUCAGGCAGCAAUGCACCGCCCGGCGAAGAAACACAGAAUGCACCCGCGCCAGAUUCGGUGAGUGAACAGAACGGCGAAAGGCACGAAACCCAUGACGGGCCUACCCUCGAAAGCCUUGUUGACAUUGUAGCAAUUGAUCCUGAGUGCUACGAGCUCGAUCUCAACCACCACAGAGUCGGGAAAAUCGAAAAUCUAGAGCCGCUCGUUAACGUUGAAAGGCUGUACUUCCGAUGGAACCUUAUCAAGAAAAUCGAGAACCUGGACACCCUCACAACGCUCCGCGAGCUCGAAUUCUACGACAACCAGAUCACAAAAAUCGAGAAUUUGGACCGCUUGGUCAACCUUGAAAUCUUGGACUUGAGCUUCAAUCGGCUGACGAAAAUCGAGAACCUCGAUGCCCUGGUGAAAAUGGAGCGGCUCUUCCUGUGUGCCAAUAAGAUAUCGCAGAUCGAGAAUUUGGAUUCGCUGACGAACCUGACGAUGCUCGAACUCGGAGACAACAAAUUGCGGAAAAUCGAAAACCUGGAUGCCCUUGUCAAUCUGCGACAGCUCUAUCUUGGCAAAAAUAAAAUCACAAAAAUCGAAAAUCUCGAUAAAUUAGUCAACUUGGAGUGUCUUAGCAUACAAGCAAAUCGUAUCGUGAAAAUUGAGAACCUUGAAAAGUUAACAAACCUCACGGAAUUAUAUAUAUCGGAAAAUGGAAUAGAGACAAUUGAAAAUCUGGACCAAAAUACACAAAUCGAAACAUUGGAUUUGGCGAAAAACCGAAUAAAGAAGAUCGAGAAUAUAAGUCAUCUGACAAAUCUAGAGGAUCUAUGGCUCAAUGAUAACGACAUCUCGGAUUGGCAUAACGUAGAUGCAUUGCGUGACAAUAAAAAACUAGCCACCAUCUAUCUAGAAGCAAAUCCAAUCGCAAAGGAUGUCCAAUAUCGAACAAAGCUUAAAUUGGCAGUAAGUUGGCUACAGAAAAUCGAUGCAACUCUUUGUCGUGCGGGAGACAAUUGACAACAUGAAAAUUAGUUUUAUUCCAUUCAUUCAGGUUUCUUCUGCUACAGAAAUUACAAAAGAAUAUUAAGAUAUGAAAAGAAAAAUGUAAGAAACAGAAGUGCCGCCCUCAAAUAGACCAGAACAAUAUUUGUGUAAGAAAGUGACCACGUGAAAGUCAAUUGGAAUUGUUUGAAGAAUUAUCAUGGAAUUUAUAUACCAGAAUUGUAUUAAUAGAAAUAUAAUUACAUAAAUGUUAUUAUUGUACGGAAUGGAAUGUUUCACGGAUCCAGAAUCAAACCUUCUGUGUAAAGGCAGCAGCACAACUUUUCUCUAGAGUAUUCGGAGUAGACCGCAACUGUACGUAGGUGUAUAAACUAUACUUCGCACUAGGUGCAAAAUAUCCUGCAUAGUUUACGUACUAUCCUUUUUUAUGCAAGAGAAUAAAUGGAACAUAAA
Hermetia illucens (black soldier fly) is the source of this 1582-nucleotide messenger RNA. RefSeq names its product protein phosphatase 1 regulatory subunit 7-like. The transcript has 6 exons. The record is from RefSeq and is a predicted model, not a curated record. Gene Ontology annotation, molecular function: protein binding. The coding region runs from base 110 to 1144 and encodes 344 amino acids. Lineage: Eukaryota; Metazoa; Arthropoda; Insecta; Diptera; Stratiomyidae.